CCCUUCUAUAAACCCUUGAAGUUGAAACAAGCGAUCUGCUGCGGGCUCUCUGUCAAUUCUAUCAAUGGAGUCUCUUUCGAGUUCUGUGUUUUUCUCUAACCUACCAGAGAUUCGCCCAGUUCUCAAUAUCCCUUCUUCCUCAUCUUUUUCUUCGUAUUCAAUGAAACCCCUUAAUAACAGAGUCGAGUCAUUCAAAUUCGUCGAAACUCAUCCUUGCAUUAGCCUCCGUGUUCGUGCCUUGACACCUGACCAUGCCUCUGGUGAAGCCGAAGAAGAGAGGCCCCUUAACGAUGGUUUUGGCUUCGUUCCUGAUCAGAAUCGGACCCUCUUUCCGCCUCAGUCUAAUCUAAAUCAGUUUGAAAGUAGCAAAAUCGAAACUGACAAGAUAUUGGCAAAUGAGACACCUCAUAUGGUAUCACAUGGAAGUGGAUCUGGUGGGGGUACAAGAGCUGGGCUGUUUAGAACACCAAUUUCUGGUGGAGUGCAGAGUGCAACGUCAGCUCAUGGCUUGCCUCGACCAGCCUUGGCGGUCCGCAAUCUGAUGGAGCAGGCCAGAUUUGCUCAUCUGUGCACCGUAAUGUCUCGGAUGCACCACAGAAGAGAAGGGUAUCCAUUUGGUUCUUUGGUAGAUUUUGCGCCUGAUUCAAUGGGGCAUCCAAUAUUUUCAUUUUCACCAUUGGCCAUCCACACUCGGAAUCUAUUAGCUGAUCCCAGGUGCACCCUUGUUGUGCAGAUACCUGGAUGGAGUGGCUUAUCAAAUGCAAGGGUGACUAUAUUUGGCGAUGUAUAUCCACUUCCAGAACAUGAACAGGAAUGGGCUCACAAGCAGUACAUAGCAAAACAUCAACAAGGACCUUCCCAGCAGUGGGGAAAUUUCUACUAUUUUCGAAUGCAGAACAUAAGUGACAUAUAUUUCAUUGGAGGCUUUGGCACUGUUGCUUGGGUUGAUGUGAAAGAAUAUGAAGCCCUUCAGCCUGAUAAGAUUGCCGUUGAUGGAGGAGAACAAAAUUUGAAGGAACUCAACGUGACAUUCUCAAAGCCUCUUAAAGAGCUCUUGUCCACUGAAACCGAGGUGGAUGACGCUGCUCUCAUAUCAAUAGACAGCAAGGGAACUGAUGUUCGAGUUCGUCAAGGUGCACAGUUCAACGUACAGAGGUUAUCAUUUGAGGAAGGGAAUGCAAUUGAAACACUAGAUGAGGCCAAGGCCGCUCUCUGGAAACUAAUAAAAAAAGGUCAAGGACACAAUUUGCAGAAAGGACAAUAAAGUUUUCAAAAUGAAUAAUACUUGUUCUUGCCCUCAUAACUGGAGGGCAUCCGGCUAGAUGACAUGAACUGAGUUGUAUCCUAUCACUUGAAUUAACUCUCUUGUUUUUUUAAUUUCCUUUGUUGUUAUUUUGCUGUAUAACUUGCGAACUCAAUAUUCGUACUGUGUUAUAUGUUGAAAUAAUAGUGGCAAUUGGCGAUCGCUUGCCUAAA
Molecule: messenger RNA, 1476 nt
Organism: Tripterygium wilfordii
Lineage: Eukaryota; Viridiplantae; Streptophyta; Magnoliopsida; Celastrales; Celastraceae
Exons: 9
Coding region: 65-1264 (399 amino acids)
Source: RefSeq, a predicted model, not a curated record